AAGAAAUGGAGAACCAUACAUAGAAUUCAAAUUUUAUCCAAUGUAAUUAUUAAAACUUAAUUUAAAUCAUUAAAUCGUAUUAUACUGUUUCGGCUUAUAAUUAGCACCCUAUGGUUGGUUUCCGUCCCGUCUAAAACCCUCUUCGUGUCACCUGGCUGCUCCCAGCGAUUCCGGCCAUGGAGUACGUGAAUCCCCUCACUGGCUUUCGGUUAGAUGGUCGCCGUCCCAACGAAAUGAGGCAGAUUCGUGGAGAGAUCGGCGUUGUUGCCAAGGCCGAUGGCUCUGCCCUGUUCGAGAUGGGAAACACCAAGGUUAUCGCUGCUGUGUAUGGACCCAGAGAGGUGCGGAAUAAGGGCCAACAGAUUAACAAUCAAGCACUGGUACGCUGUGAGUAUGGUAUGGCUAAUUUUAGCACCGGAGAUAGGAGAAGAAAACCGAAGGGUGACAGACGGUCUACUGAAAUAUCUUUAGUAAUUCGCCAAACCAUGGAGGCAUGUAUCUUGACACAUUUAAUGCCACAUUCCCAGAUUGAUAUAUUUGUCCAAGUUCUUCAAGCUGAUGGUGGAACAAGAUCAGCAUGCAUCAAUGCUGCAACAUUAGCUCUUGCAGAUGCUGGGAUUCCAAUGCGUGAUAUAGUUACCUCCUGUAGUGCUGGAUAUCUUUGCUCCACUCCUUUGCUUGAUCUAAACUAUGUAGAGGAUAGUGCUGGGGGUCCAGAUGUCACAGUGGGCAUACUUGCAAAGAUGGAUAAAGUCACUCUUCUUCAGAUGGAUGCAAAACUACCAAUGGAUAUUUUUGAAAAUGUAAUGCAACUUGCAAUAGAAGGAUGCAAAGCAGUCGCUCAUUACAUACGAGAAGUUCUACUGGAGCACACAAAGCAGCUGGAGUGUCAUCGUGGUGCAUAGCAGAUCAGGUUAAGUCAUUCACUGGUUCAAAAUUUUGCGAUAGGCAAGGGCAAUACUGAUGUUUGGAUCACCUGAAAUUCCUGCUUUUCUUCAUGCUUGGAAGACAAAUAGAGUUGUAGGUGAUUUACCAAGUGCUCCAGGGAUGGCUGGGCUGCACUACAUAUCGAAGUAGAUGCAGUCAUGGAGUGGUGGAUGCCUGGUAUCCAGGGAUUCCUACAUCAUUGAGUUAUGGAGAUAGACCUGGUAAAUCCAUUGUCUUGGGUGACUCAUGGAGAAUGAGCCAUAGGUCAGGCUGGUCAUUUUUCCAAACCUAAGAAGUAAUGUGGUCUAGUUUCGAUUGAUCACAGCCUGAUCCGGAAUUCGUUCAGUUCAAGCUUAUCUGCAUAUUUGAUCUUUUUUUUUUUCCACCCGUUAUGCUGGUGCAUUUGAUGGGUGGCAAACUAUAUAUAAUUGGUUUUCGCAACAUUCAUGUGUAUGAUUGGUACCGAAAAAAAAAAAACAUUCAUGAGUAUGAUUGGA
Elaeis guineensis (African oil palm) is the source of this 1424-nucleotide messenger RNA. Its product is annotated as exosome complex component RRP41 homolog. Gene Ontology annotation, molecular function: RNA binding. Lineage: Eukaryota; Viridiplantae; Streptophyta; Magnoliopsida; Arecales; Arecaceae. Gene Ontology annotation, biological process: poly(A)-dependent snoRNA 3'-end processing; nuclear mRNA surveillance; rRNA catabolic process. The record is from RefSeq and is a predicted model, not a curated record. Gene Ontology annotation, cellular component: nuclear exosome (RNase complex); nucleolus; cytoplasmic exosome (RNase complex).